GAUUAAUUUGCUAUUACUGCGUAGCAAAGAUUUUGCAAAUGCACCUACAGAAAAUAAACAAGUUUUCGCGUGUAGGAAAGACACAUUUAGAAAAUUCACGAACAACAUGAGUUCUGCAGGUAGUGGUCAAGUUUUAAUGCCGGUGGAGGCUGAGGCAGGUGUAGAAUCGUUGAAACAAUACGCAUUGAAGGAUAUCGGAGGCCCACAGUGGUCUGUUCAACAUGAAGUAAUAGAGAAGCUCAACAUGCAGGCAAUUGUGAAUGCCAGCAACCAGGAAGAUGAGUUUGUCAAGGAUUUCCUCAUCUCGUGUGAUAAGUUAUCUGUGCUGAUAUAUGAUUUACUGGCAACGGAAGUGUGGAAGGAGAAGAUAUUCUCAGAAAUCCUCAACAUAGAUGGCUUUGAACCAAAGACAACAUUUCCACUUUAUAUGGUGUUAUACCACGAGGCGACGGUAAUUAACCUCCUGGAGACAACUAUGUUCUAUCGAGAAGUGUGCGAGGCUACAGAGGACAAUGUUCUUGAUCUGGUUGACUACUGCUACAGGAAACUCACACAGCUUGUUGCAAGGAAUGAGGAAACAGAAGAAGUGAAGGACGAGGCUAUUGAAGUCACUGACUCUGUAUCAGCGAUGGCGCAUGCAUCCAAUAUAGAGGAACUGGAAAAGCAGGACAGAAGAUUGAACUUUGAGAUCUGUAUAAAGGCUGUGUCAUUGCUGAGAUAUAUUAUUGAUCACUUAGAAAGUUUACCCCUGAGCGCCAUGACGAGGCUGUUGAACACUCAUGAUAUCCCACAGUUGUUAGUGGAGCUGAUUGAGUGCCCACCCUGGUCACACAGGAAAAAUGGUAAACAAUACAAGUACAUUGAUGGAAAAUGGGUCUAUGUGGAUUUUGCAGACAGUUUGAAGUUGACAAAAAUUGAAGGACAGGUCUGGUUGUCCAUAUUUCAACUCCUCAUGUCACAGUCGUGCCAACAGAAAUAUGAGCUUGACACUUACAGAAAGAACACUAUCCUCAAGCUGCGUGCGUUCCUCACUGAGCCCAUGCUGGACCAGAUCCCAGCCCUUGGGGAACUACAACGCUACCUGGAACACCUGUCCAUGAUGGAUCCACCUGCACCGCGCCGGGAGGUGAUACUGGAACAGGUUCCAGAAGUGAGGGACACAAUCUUACGCAGCAAUGCUGGAAAGUGGAGAAAGAUUGCCAAGAAGCAAAUCAAAUCUUUCUUUGAUCCAUCAACAAGUGAUCUGAAAAUGCAGGCAAAAAGAUGGGCAGACACGUACAACUUUGAUGUGAUAGAAGGCCUGUUGUCUGACCCACCCAAGUGUGCAAGGUGUGGGGAGGACGCCAGCAAGAGAUGUUCCCGCUGUCAGAACGAGUGGUACUGUGGAAGGGAAUGCCAGGUGAGCCAUUGGUCCAAACACAAACAGGCAUGUGACCUGAUGUUCAACUCCAUCAACAAACUGAAGGAACAGCAAACACUGGCUGUGGCCACAUAACAGUUGGCAAACCAAUGUGACAUACCAAUAUUUGUUUGGACAGUGAACACUUAUUUAUAAAUUUACAAAUUUAUUUGUGAAAGUUUGUUUUUGUAAGAAAAAUGAAGUUCGUUAUAAAUAUCAACAUAUAUGUAAGAGCAAGUGAUCAACACAUGAAGAUGAACUGGUCACAUGUCUAUAACCACGUCUAGUUGACUUAAAAUAUACACGAGGAAGUUAAAGAUAUUUUAUUUUGAACAGCUAUUUAUUACAAACCACAACCCCUCAUGGCACAGUUGAUAGCGUACUGGUGUUGUAGGAGUUGUGUGUCUCUUGGUAACAGUUGACACCCUGCUGGGGGCAUGCAAAACUCAGUUGCAACCAAGUGGUGUUUUAAGACCCCACCUGGGUUUGAAGAGGUGGCAGGGAUGACAAACACCGCAAUUUGAUUAAAAAGUAUAUAAAUGUAUUGAAAUCUC
Messenger RNA from Dreissena polymorpha, 1953 nucleotides. Its product is annotated as zinc finger MYND domain-containing protein 10-like. Gene Ontology annotation, cellular component: cytoplasm; centriolar satellite. Bases 107 to 1495 code for a protein of 462 amino acids. The record is from RefSeq and is a predicted model, not a curated record. The transcript has 13 exons. NCBI's taxonomy places the organism in Eukaryota, Metazoa, Mollusca, Bivalvia, Myida, Dreissenidae. Gene Ontology annotation, biological process: motile cilium assembly; inner dynein arm assembly; outer dynein arm assembly.